Messenger RNA from Raphanus sativus (radish), 707 nucleotides. RefSeq names its product transcription elongation factor SPT4 homolog 2. Bases 75 to 425 code for a protein of 116 amino acids. Gene Ontology annotation, cellular component: DSIF complex; nucleus. Gene Ontology annotation, molecular function: RNA polymerase II complex binding; zinc ion binding. Gene Ontology annotation, biological process: regulation of transcription elongation by RNA polymerase II; positive regulation of DNA-templated transcription, elongation; mRNA processing. The record is from RefSeq and is a predicted model, not a curated record. NCBI's taxonomy places the organism in Eukaryota, Viridiplantae, Streptophyta, Magnoliopsida, Brassicales, Brassicaceae. The transcript has 5 exons.
AAAACAGAGAGUCGGAUUUGGUAAAGAGGAAUUGAGCGAAUAGGUUGAUUGAUUGAUUGAUUGAGAAAGUAGUAAUGGGAAGCGCACCAGCACAGAUUCCGACUAGCUUCGGCCAUGAGCUUAGGGCUUGUCUUCGCUGCCGACUCGUCAAGACCUAUGACCAGUUCAGGGACGCAGGGUGCGAGAAUUGUCCGUUCUUCAAGAUGGAAGAGGAUCACGAGCGUAUCGUCGAAGUCACUACUCCUAAUUUCAAUGGCAUAAUAUCUGUGAUGGAUCCAAGUAGAAGCUGGGCGGCUAGGUGGUUAAGAAUCGGGAAGUUUGCUCCUGGUUGCUACACUCUCGCUGUCUCCGAGCCACUCACAGAGGAAAUGCAGCACAUAUGCCAAGAAGAGCGUGUACAAUACGUUCCUCCGAAACGCAUGUAAAAGCAAAUACAUCAAGACAUAGAACGCAAGUAGUACUCUUUCUUAUGUUUAGCUUCAUGUUAACAAUACCAGGUGCUUAUAUGUGUCUUCAUGUUGACAGUUUCCAAGAUGUCGUUGCUUCUUUGAGUACCUUAGGUUUCCAUCUAUGUAAGGUCGUUAUGUAUAACUUUUGAACUUCCCAGACCAAAUGCUUCUCUGAGAGAAAACGUUUUGUUAGGAAAAGUGUAAACAUCAGUACGAAAGCCAACUCUAAGCUUCUUGGAAUUAUAAAACGUUUUGUCA